UACAUUGUGUCAUGUUUUUUACCUUAGUUUCUGUUUUGUUAUAUGUUAGUUUCUCAACACAGGACUUGAAUGGACCUAGAGCAGUGUCAUCUUUAAAACUUGUGCUUGUGGUAGCCAAACAUGGGACGAAAGCACCAAUGUACAGUUUUCCAAGUGACCCAAACUCUGACGUGAAGAAAUGGCCAGAUGGUGCUGGCCAGAUAACUGCGAUCGGCAAGAUGCAGCUGUUUAGGCUGGGCGAGUUGAUACGGAAGUUGUACAACGGCUACAUCAGUGAAAUAUACAAGAAGGAGCAGUUCCAGAUUGAAGCAACAAUGGUUGAGCGGACGAUGAUAAGUGGAGCGACUCUCGCCGCAGGAUUGUGGCCUCCGCGACGACAUCAGAUGUGGCACGACACAAUCUACUGGCAGCCGAUACCCAUCUACCCCAACUUCCUGGACAAGAGCUUGCUGGCUCUCACACCGUCCAUGUGUCCCAGAUAUUACAGGGAGCAGAAUGAAACUGUGAGAGUAUUCAAUGAAAGAGAUCCUCAGUACAAAGACAUCUUCGAUCUCAUGACUGUCAACACUGGAGCCAAUAUCACCACGUGUUCUCAAAUGUAUAUGGUCUGGGAAGUUCUGUCAUCACAGCUUGAGAACAACAUGCCCAUACCUCACUGGUCAAAAGAAAUAUUCCCAGAAAAGUUGCUGCCUAUCAUUAGCCGAAUUUAUAGAAUGGCAACUAUUAGAAACUUGAAGAUGACACGACUUGUCAAUGGUCUCUUCCUGGAGUACAUGAUGGAGAUGAUGGCCCUCAAGAAGAACAACAGUUCUCCAGAUGUGAGGAUGUACGUCCACGUCGGCCAUGAUGUGACACUGUUGUCACUCGUCAUGGCUCUCGGCUUCCCAGAGCCUCUUGUGAUGCCGUCAGGUGCUGCACUCUUCUACGAGUUACACAUCAACCCAGCAACUUCCAGCGGUUGGGAAGUCAAGGUUCUCAGGGUGAAUAAUAAUCACGAAGGUCCUACGCAUCCAGAAGUCUUGGAACUUCCCCACUGUCCAUACCCUUGUGAUUACAACCUUUUUCACAAGAACUCUGCCAGGUUCAUACCAGAGAACUGGUCCAAGGAAUGUCACGACUUAGAUUCACCUAGUGAUGAGCCACCUGGCAAACAGAGGAAAUAAACUGGUUCUCGUAUUUAAUGUUUACUUGAUCAUGAUACCAAAACUUCCCCUGCUCUAGCUGUUAAAUAGCUUUUAUAAGAAUUGUAACUUUUAAUUUUUAAAUAAGAGUUCAGUUAGACCA
Molecule: messenger RNA, 1284 nt
Organism: Macrosteles quadrilineatus (aster leafhopper)
Lineage: Eukaryota; Metazoa; Arthropoda; Insecta; Hemiptera; Cicadellidae
Product: prostatic acid phosphatase-like
Exons: 7
Coding region: 12-1163 (383 amino acids)
Biological process (GO): dephosphorylation
Molecular function (GO): phosphatase activity
Source: RefSeq, a predicted model, not a curated record